Molecule: messenger RNA, 1101 nt
Organism: Kalmanozyma brasiliensis GHG001
Lineage: Eukaryota; Fungi; Basidiomycota; Ustilaginomycetes; Ustilaginales
Product: Phospholipid/glycerol acyltransferase
Exons: 1
Coding region: 1-1101 (366 amino acids)
Biological process (GO): phosphatidic acid biosynthetic process
Cellular component (GO): membrane; endoplasmic reticulum
Molecular function (GO): 1-acylglycerol-3-phosphate O-acyltransferase activity
Source: RefSeq, a predicted model, not a curated record
AUGACCCAACCUCGCUCCUCCAACCCGUGCACCUACCUCGUCCACCUCCUCACCACCACGCUCACGUUCGUCAUGGCGGUGCUCUCCAAAUCGCUCACCACCGUCGCUGGUGGGGCGCUGUUGCUGCUGGCAUUGAUCUCGCCUCGCUCGCAGAAGCUGCGUUUCUACCUCAACUCGUUCCUAUAUAUCGCGGGAAUGGGAAUCUGCUCAGUUUGGGGCAUCGUCGUUUCCGUCAUCAUGUCGCUGAUCCCGGGUCAGAGGUUGAACAUCAACAAGGUCGUUGCGCGGUCCUUCUGGCGUCUCACCGCGCCGCUCGUCGGCAUCAAGUUUGUUGUUGAAGGCGAGGAGAACUUCAACAAGGCCGUCCCCGCCGUAGUGGUAGGAAACCACCAGACCGCAAUGGACAUUCUCUACCUCGGCCGCAUCUUCCCCGCCCACGCAUCGAUCAUGGCCAAGAAGGAGUUGCAGUUCGCACCGUUGCUUGGUCAGUUCAUGAAGCUGUCCGGUGCGGUGUUCAUCAACCGUAAGAACCUCAAGGACAGCGUCAAGACGUUCAGCGAGAUCGGCGCGACGAUGAACCGCAAGAAGCUUUCACUCUGGAUCUUCCCCGAAGGCACGCGGUCCGGGUUGGCAACUCCCGACCUGCUGCCGUUCAAGAAGGGUGCGUUCCAUCUCGCCAUCCAGGCCGGCGUACCGGUGGUCCCCGUGGUGUGCGAGAACUACAACCGCCUGUUCGACUCGAAAUCCCGCUUCGAAUCGGGCGUCAUCAAGAUCAAGGUUCUAGAGCCGAUUCCGACCAAGCACCUCACCGCACAAGACGCAAACGACCUCACCGACAAGGUUAGGAACGCAAUGCUCAAGGCGCUGCAAGAGAUGGACGCCGAACGACAGCGCGCCGAUACCGCAGGUGGAUUGGCCGAGGACGAGGCGAGGAUGGGCGGCGUCGCCGGCUUCUUUGCGCAGUUCGUGGGGAGCGGAAAGAGCUGGUCGAGCGUCAACAGGAAGGUGGAUCGCAAGGAGAAGCAGUUGCGGGAGAAAGGGACGAGUGGCGAGAAGCCCGAGGAUUACCAUCUCGUGUCUGAGGGUCAGAAGGGCAAGUAG